AUGACCCUGAAAAUCAGAUGUGUGGCUAAUUAUACAAAGGAAAAAUCCCCAAACAUGCUUUUCUUAUGCGAUCCUGAAACAAGGCUGCAACAGUUAACCGCUUCUCCGCCUCUCCGUGUUAUGAAUGAUUUUGUCUCCCAACUGCAGUUUUCCAAAGUGGACCUGGAUCAGGCCUUAUUCCAGCCGUUCCCAUCGGAAAUCAUAUUCCAGAACUACUCUCCCUGUGAAGUCUAUGAAGUGCCAUUGGUUUUGAGGAACAACGACAAAAUCCCAAGGAUGGUAAAAGUUGUCGAAGAAAGCUCACCUUACUUUAAAAUCAUCAGCCCCAAAGACAUCGGCCACAAGGUAGCCCCUGGAGUGCUAUCUAUAUUCCGAAUCCUCUUCACUCCCGAGGAGAACAAGGAUUACGCCCACAUGUUGACCUGUAUCACAGAAAGAGAAAAGUUCAUUGUGCCGGUCAAAGCUAGAGGGGCUCGAGCCAUCCUAGACUUUCCUGAUGAGCUGAACUUUUCCACUUGCCCUGUGAAAUACAGCACCCAGAAGGUUCUGCUGGUCCGAAACAUUGGCAACAAAGACUCCAUGUUCCACCUCAAAACUCGCAGCCCAUACUCAGUAGAGCCAACGGGCGGGAAUCUUGACGUGGGGGAAUCCAUGCAACUGGAAGUGAACUUUGAGCCACAGACUGUGGGCAAUCACAAUGGGAAACUCAUCGUGACUUAUGACACAGGUGAGAUGGUAUUUGUGUGUCUCUAUGGAGUUGCUGUAGACGUGAACAUAAGGCUGGACAAGAAUUCUUUGAUCAUGGAGAAGACCUACAUAUCUCUGGCCAACCAGCGCUCUAUCACCAUUCACAACCGCACAAAUAUAAUUGCCCACUUCCAGUGGAAGGUGUUUGCUACCCAAGAAGAGGAAGACAAAGAAAAAUAUAGGGUCUGUGAUGAUCUGCGCAAGGAGGAAAAGCAAGAAACCAACUUGAUCCUUGAAGACUGCCUCUUGGAUCCCUCUCUCCGAGAACGCCUUUCCAUUAUCUCCCGUACCUUCGAGAACCAGAGGAAGCUGGUUGAAGCAAACAGUAUGCUCUUUCUGGAUCACAUUUUCACGAUCGAGCCCCCGGAAGGUGAUGUCUGGCCCAACUCAUCAGCUGAAAUCACUGUGUAUUUUAACCCCCUAGAGGCCAAGCUCUACCAGCAGACAGUUUACUGUGACAUUUCAGGCCGAGAGAUCCGCUUGCCCCUCCGAAUCAGAGGAGAAGGAAUGGGGCCCAAGAUUCACUUCAACUUCGAAUUACUGGACAUUGGCAAAGUUUUCGUUGGAUCUGCCCACUGUUACGAGGCGAUCCUAUCCAACAAAGGCAGCAUCGAUGCCCUCUUCAAUGUCAUCCCUCCAACUUCAGCCUUGGGGGCCUGCUUUGUUUUCAAUCCUAAAGAAGGCAUCAUUGAACCGAGUGGGGUCCAAGCUGUCCAGAUCUCCUUCAGUUCUACCAUCCUGGGGCACUUCGAAGAAGAGUUCCUGAUCGAUGUCAACGGGUCCCCUAAUCCUGUGAAACUGACCAUUAGAGGCUGUGUAAUUGGACCAACAUUCCACUUCAAUGUCCCUGCUCUGCACUUUGGGAAUGUUUCCUAUGGAUUUCCCCAUACUUUGAUAUGUUCCCUCAAUAAUACAUCUUUGGUCCCCAUGACCUUCAAACUGCGUGUCCGCGGUGAUGGCGAAGGCAUGAAUAGUAUCCCAAGUUACUCUCAGGAGUCAGACAGCAAACGACGGUCCUGGGUUAAUACAGAAAUAUCCACAACGAAACCCAAAGAAUUCACCAUCUCUCCCAACAGUGGCACCAUCCGUGCCCAGGGCUUUUCUGCCAUCAAGGUGACCUUGUGCUCCAACACCGUGCAGAAAUACGAGCUGGCGCUGGUGGUAGAUGUGGAGGGUAUCGGAGAGGAAGUGUUGGCACUCUUGAUUACAGCCAGGUGUGUCGUACCCAAGCUUCAGUUGGUGACUACAGAGGUGGACUUUGGGCGCUGCUUCCUGAAGUACCCAUAUGAGAAGAACAUCCAGCUUGUCAAUCAUGAUGACCUUCCUGGAUGCUAUAAGGUCCUGCCUCAGCUGUGUGAAAAUCCACCCACUGUGCUGCUUUCCAGCCCCUCCCCCUGUGGGGUCAUCAACCCCCACAGCACUGUGAACAUACCACUAGCCUUGGAGACCCAGGUCACUGGUGCACACCGAUCCACAGUUUACAUCUCGGUCUUCGGGAGCCAGGAACCCCCUCUGGCAUGUCACAUACAGAGUAUUGGAGAAGGCCCCGUGAUCUUCAUACACCCCACUCAAAUUGACUUUGGCAACAUCUAUGUCCUGAAGGACACAUCCAGAAUUCUCCAGCUCUCUAACCAGUCCUUCAUCCCUGCAGUAUUUCGGGCUCGCAUGGCAAACAAAAAAUCCCUUUGGACAGUUAAACCCAGUGAGGGCACAGUUCCUGCAGAAGAUGACAUCCCACUGACGCUGACUGCUAACCUGGACGACAUAGUGACGUUCAAAGACACUGUCAUCCUGGAGAUUAAGCACAGUAACACUUAUCGGAUCCCAAUCCAGGCCACUGGGAUUGGUUCUACCAUUGUUUCCGACAAACCGUUUGCUCCAGAACUCAACUUGGGAGCGCAUUUUAGCCUGGAUACCCACUAUUAUCGCUUCAAGCUGACCAACAAAGGACGCCGGGUCCAGCAACUGUUCUGGAUGAAUGAUGACUUUCGCCCCAAGGAAAAGCAGAGUAAGAAGGAACCAGUGAAGAAGGGCUCUACUGGUAGCUACCGCCAGUCCAAGGCCGCCCAGGAACCCAUCAAUAAUGAGAACCCCGUGUUUCAACUUCACCCUGUCAGGAUGGAGUUGUACCCAGGGCAGACGAUUGAUGUGAUACUUGAAGGCUAUUCCACCACACCCAAGAAAGUCAAAGAGAAGCUGGUGUGCCAGGCCAUCGUCGGAGCCCAGAAGGGGAAGAGCUUGUUGAUGUCCGUGAACAUCAUCUGCGAGUUUAUAGCUCCUCUUAUCCAGCUCUCCACCAGGCAGCUCAUAUAUCGACUUGAAAAGAAGCCCAACACCAUCCUGGAGGCCGAUUACCAACCCUUGGUGAUAAAGAACAUCACCACCCUGCCUGUGAGCAUGCUGCUUUCCACCACCGGACCCUUCUUCAUAUGUGACACUGAUAAGUCUCUACUGCCUGCAACUCCUAAGCCUAUGAAACUGGAGGUUGAUGAGGAGAAACACCUCCUGGUCAAGUUUGAUCCCUCCUUCAGAAACGACCUGAACAACUGGGUGGCAGAAGAGGUUCUGUCAAUUAAGUACCUAGAACACCCUCAGGUGGACAACCUGGGCUUGCGUGGAGAAGUGCAUUACCCCAACCUCAGCUUUGAGGUGAUGGACAUGGAUUUCGGCUGCAUCCUGAAUGACACGGAGGUCAUUCGCUACAUCAUGAUCACCAACUGCAGCCCCUUGGUUGUGAAAUUCCGCUGGUUCUUCCUGGUGGACGACGAUGAAAAUCAGAUCAGGUUCGCACCAUGUAUGAAGCCCUACAGCGCCUUCUUGUCCCAGAUGGAGUCUAUCCCAGCAACUUCGGUCACUGCCAGCUCUCUAGCGGCCCCACCAAUGCCAGAGUACACUGAGAUGGACUUCAGUGAUUCCAUCAAGACAAUCCUUAUGGACGAUGAAGCUGGACCUGAAGAAAUCAAAAAGCCCGCGACGUCCACUAUGGUCUCAGAAGCAAUAAAAUACAGUUCCGCAGGAACAGAAAGAAGCCAGAGCCAGCCGGACUACCCAGAAUGCCUGUGGAUCUACGAACAGGAUGAGAUGCUUUCUAUUGGGAUAGAAGAAGUAUUUGACAUUUUGCCCCUCUACGGAGUCGUGCGGCCAUACAGCAGCCAUCAGAUCUCCUUUACCUUCUAUGGACACUGUGACAUCAUCGCCCGGGCCAAGGCUCUGUGCGAAGUGGAAGGAGGGCCCACCUAUGAAAUACUCCUGAAGGGGGAGGCAUCCCUGGUCAACUACUCCUUUGACACGAAGGACAUUAACUAUGGAUUGCAGCUGUUUGACCAUGUCACAGAACGUGAAAUCACACUGAAAAACAUUGGAAAAGUUGGCUUUGAGUUCAAGGUUCUGACUAACUACCGGUCUUCGCCGAGGAACCUUCUCCCUGGAGUGCCGCUUAUCCUGCCUCUGUCGGGUUUUAUCCAGUCGAACAAGGAGCAGGUGUUGAAAGUUUACUACUUGCCUGGAAUACCUGAGGUCUUUCAAAGAAACUUCCAGAUACAGAUCGCCCACCUGGUCCCAGAAAACAUCACUCUGUACGGAGAGGGCAUCUUUCCACGAAUCAGCCUUGACCUACACAGGAACCUCCGAGGCAAUGAAAAGUAUGAACACUUUUUGGAACAAGCAAAGAAAACCAUAGAAAAAGAGUACAGUAAAUAUGAGACUGUCAAUCCCUAUGAGGUGAUUACUGAGGAACUCCACGAGGAGGAGACCGCAGAGAUAAGUGCUCACCUCCAGAUGGAAGUAGAGCGACUUAUAGUCCAAGACUAUGCCCUGGAACACCAGAGAGGAAUCUCCAGCACCACCGAGGACAUCUACUUUGGCCAUCGGAGCUGCCGCAAACUAGCCAAAGUCCAGCUGCCAGAGUACAUCCUAGACUUCGGCUACAUUGUACUUGGUGACGUCCGAACCCACAUCAUCAAGAUCACCAACACCAGCCAUUUUCCUGUGUCCUUCCAUGCAGAAAAGCAAGUCCUUCACGAAACAGGCUUCAGCACUGAGCUAGACCGUGUAAAGAAUCUACCUUACUGUGAGACAGAAACAUUUGAAGUGAGAUGUGACCCACAAGGGGCUAAUCUUCCUGUGGGGAACAAAGAAGUCGUUCUCCCCAUCAAGGUGUUUGGAGGGCCAACCAUUCACCUCUGUCUCCAGGCCACUGUGACCAUUCCAAGUAUGACCCUGUCGUGCAACAAAAUAGAAUUUGCUACAAUCCAGUGCGGGCAGUGCAUGGUGGAAACCAUUCAGCUUUCCAACCAUCUCCAAGUCCCUUGUGAAUGGUUUGUCCACACCCCAAAGAUUACUAACAAGCUGGAUAAACACAUGCCAAAGUAUUUACGACGGAAGCUGCGAGCUGAGAUGAUUCCCAAGACUCGGAUCUUUGAGAUCCAACCUACUUCCGGAGUCUUGGAUCCUGGCGAGAGGACCAAUGUGCAAGUGAAAUUCAUGCCUAAAGAAGAGAAGUUCUACAGCCAAUCCCUGCUGUUCCAGAUUGGCCAGAGCACUCAGAAGCUUACCCUUCUGGCACAGGGCCAAGGUCUGGAGCCACGCCUGGAGUUCAGCCCUUCAGUUCUGGAACUGGGGCCCCUCCUGCCUUUUGCAUCAGGAGAUGAGGCUGAGGUGAUUGUGAGGAACCCCUGCAGCUUCCCCAUUGAGUUCUACUCCCUCGAAUUUGACCAGCAGUAUCUCUUAGAAGAGAAGAUGCUGCGACAGCUGAAGGGCUACGACUCAUACAACACCCUGCUGCUGCCUCCCCGGAACCCGGGGGAGAAGCUGCCACAGGAAGUGUAUGAUUACUUUAAGGAGAUGAAGAAAUCAAAAGAGGAGCACAUGAAGGCCAAGUACCUGGAGAACGUGACCCAGGAGAACGAAGAGGAAGAAAUGAACACAUCUGACCAAGGAACUGCCAGCACAAAGAGGACAUCACUUAGCCGAGGGAUAUCUCUCACAUCCAACCUGGAGGAGCGGCAUCUUGCGACUGAAGCCAAAAACUUUCCAGAUGAGGACGACUAUGAAGAAAGCCUGGAAAAACUAAGUAACCAAGCCGAGAAGAUGCAGAGCACAGACAGCCACUCCGUGGAAGAGGUUGGUGAGGUGGAGAGCAACCCAGUGAGCAAGGCCAUCGCACGCCACCUGGGCAUCGACAUUUCUGCAGAAGGCCGCCUAGCCAAGAACAGGAAGGGCAUUGCCAUUAUCGUCCACGGGACACCCAUGUCAGGAAAGACAGCCAAUGCCAUCAGCAUGGCCAAGUUCUACAAUGCAGCCUGCCUGAACAUUGACUCCAUUGUCUUAGAAGCCCUGUCAGACACUAACAACAUCCUAGGGAUUCGGGCUCGGGAGCUGUGCAUCAGAGCUGCCAUAGAGCAGUCCAUGAGGGAAGCAGAGGAGUCAGCCCAGGAGUCUUCAGUGACCCAAAAUAUUGGGGCACCAGCACGACUAAGCACUGAGAACCUGGGCAGGUUUACCUCAGAACUCACUCUAAUGACUCAGGAAUACAAAGUCCCGAAGAGCAUGCGUGGGAGCGUGAUGUUCACCAAAGGCAAGGCAUCGGAUAGCCACUGGUCUGGGUCUCAGAAGCAGCAUCAUCAGCACCAAUCCGAAACACCACAGGUUCAGAUCUCCUCCAGCCCUCUCCUCCCUGGUCCUACCCAGCGGCGGCUCAGCGUCAGCGCCAGUAUCGGAGGGGAGACCGGACUGAUGAGCUGUGUGCUCCCAGAUGACCUCCUUGUUCAGAUCCUGGCUGAGCGGAUACAGCUGAGUGACUGUUUCAGGGGUGUGGUGUUCGAUGGCCUGGACACGCUCUUUGCACGGAAUGCACCCUCUGCCCUCCUCUGCCUGCUAAAGGCCAUCGGCAGCCGGGAGCACAUAUAUGUCAUCAACAUGUCUCAGGAUUAUGUGGCCAUGAAAGCCCAGGAGAAGGCUAAAAAGGAGCUAGAAGAGAACAAGCGCAAGGAAGCUCUUGCGAAGGAGAAGGAGCGUCUCCAGACACUAGACGAGGACGAAUAUGAUGCUCUAACAGCAGAAGAGAAAAUCGCAUUUGACCGCGAAGUUCGGCAGGCGCUCCGGGAGAGAAAGAAGAGGGAGCUAGAGAGACUCGCCAAGGAGAUGCAGGAGAAGAAGCUGCAGCAGGAGCAGGAGAGGCAGAAGGAAGAGGACGAGCUGAAACGGAAGAUCAAAAGGCCUAAGCAGGGCCCUGUGGCAAAGGAGGAGCCACUCCUAAAGAAGCAACAAGGAGCCACGAACAAGCAGAUUCCCACUGUUGCCAAAUUAGAAAUGAAGAUGGAGUCCAUAGAAAGGAAAGUUUCUGUCAGAGAGCAUGCAACACUUGAAGAAACCACCAGGAAAAAGAAAGCCACGACCGAAUAUGCGUUUGGAUUUCCAAUUACCCAGGAACAAGAGGACAGCGAAGGAGACUUCCUGAAGGACUCUGACAAGAACCUGGCACAAAAGUUUAAAGUCUAUGACACAUGUCUGAAGGACGUCCAAAGCAUCCUCAUGUACUGGGACCGCAAGCAAGGGAUGCUGGUACCUCAUGCGGGCACUGAGGAGCCAUCACAUGAGGUUGACGACCAGCGCCAGGCACCUUCAGGGGGUGGAGGUCGCAGGGGUCGCAAGGACCGGGAGAGGGAGCGCCUGGAGAAGGAGCGAGCUGAGAAGGAGCGCCUCGAAAGGGAGAAGGCUGAGAGGGAGCGCCUGGAGAAGCUGAAGGCCAUGGAGGAGCGGAGCGACGAAGGGGAGGGGGAAGAGGAGCAUGAGGGAAAGAAGGAUCUCGGGGUGCCCUUUAUCAACAUACAGACUCCUGACUUUGAAGGCAUAAGCUGGAAGCAAGCCCUGGAGAGUGACAAGCUUCCCAAAGGAGAUCAGAUCCUGAACAUCCUAGGCCUGGGCUCCUCAGGACCACCCAUCCCCGCUCCUGUCUUGUUCUCCAUCAUCUCGUACCCAGCCAAGCGGCAGUCUCUGAUCGCCACUGAGAUCCUGAAGCACUUUGUGUUUGUGAUCCCACCUAAUGAAGACCUCCCCCUGAUGGACGAGAAAAAAAAGAUGGAAGGAGACUCAGACAUCUUCCUCAACACCAUCAUAACCAAGGCCCAAGAGGAACAGCCCUCUCCACCUAAGGGAGGCAAACAGAAAUCGAAAGAAAAAUCAGAACAAGUGCGUGAAACUCAGAAGGACAAACGUCGCACGUACUCCGGCAGGAAAGGCCUCUCUGGGGGGACAUCGGGGAGCAUCGCCCCGAUGUCUGACCUAGACCCGAACAGCUUUGAUGGAGAACACUCCCAGGAGAAGUUCAUCAGGCUGAAUCACUUCCGGUGGAUUGUGCCUCCAAACGGAGAGGUAACCUUGAGAGUACACUUCUCCUCUUUCGAUGUCGGCAACUAUGACCAAACGUUUAAUUUUGAACUCCUUGGGACCCGCCGCCAAUACCAGCUCUACUGCCGUGGAGUCUGCACCUACCCAUACAUCUGCAAAGACCCAAAAGUUGUGUUCUCCCAGAGGAAGAAAGACAUGAAGUUAAAAGAAGUCGUCAUUAAGAAGUAUGUAAUGAGCAUGGAGAAGUUUUACUUUGGGCCACUGCUUUGUGGAAAGUCAAGGGACAAGUAUAAGACAUCCUUGUUCCCUGGCAACAUGGAGACACUGACGAUCCUGAAUGAUUCUCCAAUGGUGGUGGAGGCAUACUUCUGUUUCCAGCAUGACGUAAAAGCGAGUACCUACUUUCUAGAGCCCGUCAACAUGACUCUGAAACCCAAUGAAAAACAGUUACUAAACGUAUGGGCCUACCCAACUGCAGUCGGUGUCUUUGAAGACAGCAUUGUCUGCUGCAUCAAGGAGAACCCCGAGCCAGCCAUCUUUAAGUUAAGCUGCCAAGGAAUUCGCCCAGAAAUUGAGCUGGAGCCCAGGCAAUUACAUUUUGACCGGCUCUUGCUUCAUAGAAAAGAAACCAAGACAGUAGUUCUCCGAAAUGUCACGUCUCUUCCCGUGGCCUGGCGGAUCUCCAGCUUGGAACACCUAGGGGAGGACUUCUCUGUGUCCAUGAUGCAGGGCACCAUGCUACCCAAGGGAGAGUUUGGGCUGCAAGUGCAGUUCCAGCCCUCCAAACCUGUCAACAUCAAGAAGGCCAUUCGGAUUGAGGUUUUAGAUGCAGAGAAUCUUGUUGGUGUCGUUCAGAUCGAAAACAUCUUGAUCUUUGCAGAAUCGUAUGAUAUCGCUUUGGACAUCACCUUCCCCAAAGGAACUGAAGGAGGUCUAGACUUUGGGACUUUGAGGGUCAUGGAGGAGGUGAAGCAGCCCCUUCAACUGAAGAACCGUGGAAAAUACGAGAUCAUAUACAGCUUCACUGUGGACUCCUUAGGGGUUUUGCCAACAAACUUAAGUUCCAUGAUCACAGUCCAACCCAAAAGGGGGACGCUGGCCUCCAUAGAUAAACCUACAACUGUCCAGGUGUACUUCCGAGCAAGAAAGGAAGUGAAGAUCGAGAACCAGCCCAUCCUGCGCUGCCAGAUUAUUGAGCCAACUCUCCCAGAAGGUGAGAUCAUUGCCAGCAUCCCAAUUAAGUUUUCUGUGAAUGCAGUGUACUCCAAAUUCACCAUCAGCCCCUCCUCCAUCAUCAAUUUUGGGGCUUUGAUCUGCGGUACCAGGAAAAGCAUCACCUUCACCAUAGAAAACCAAGGCAUAAUUGACUUCAAAUACGCCCUCUACAGGCUGACAGGGGAGAGUCCAAUUCUUCAAAAGAAGAUAGCCAGCCACCUGAGGCACGGAAGAACCCGAGAAAGUGAUAGCUUCUACAAGCCCGGAGCUACUAAACCGACCAAGUUCUCUGACACAGUCCAGAAAGAUGUGAACAUAGCAAACCAGGCCCGCUUCACCCAUGGCAUGUUCACCGUAUACCCGGGAUUUGGCUCCGUCCCUUCGGGAGGACAGCAGAUCAUCACUGUUGAGUGUGUGGCUGACCCUGUGGGGAGGUGUGAAGAGUUUCUGGCCAUCGAUAUCUCUGACCGAGACCCUAGAGAAAAUCCUGCCGGCAUUCCUUACACUCUGCUUGCUGAAGCAUGUCUGCCAGCCUUUGUGACCGACAACAACAUCUUGAUAUUUGAGGAACAUCAGAUCUGUACCAGCCCCAACCUGUACCACAUACAACAGACCAUACAGAGUGGGGGGCUGUUCGUGGAAGAUGAGAACAAGUUCAUCUUCUGCAACGUCCUGGUGGGUCAUCAGGCCAAGGCUCGGUUCAAGAUCAGCAACGUGGGAAAGAUCUCCUGUGACGUCAACAUUAUCGUCAAGCCCAUCUCCAACAAGGCGGCCCACCGCAUCACUGACAUCUUUGACGUGGAACCCAGCAAGAUGUGCAUUGGGAGCCGCUCACACGCCUUCGCCACAGUGCUGUUCACACCACAGGCCAUGCAGACCUACCAGUGCAUCUUCGAGGCCACUUUGGAUGGCCUGCCCAGCAACCUGGCGAGGAGCCGCGGUCUUGUGUUUGAUAUUAUUGGUGAGGGGACCCUCCCUCGAGUGACUGUCAUCCGGCCAACUCUAUAUAACCAACACGGAAACCCCUUGCUCCUGUUUAAGAGGCUUCUGCUUGGUCACUCAGAGAAACUACCUCUCAUCCUUAAGAACAAUGGCACCAUCCCCGCCCAGCUGCAUGUGGACCUGCGGGACCAACUAGGAGUCUUCUCUCUAAAAGGGAGGCCCACUACCUCCUACAUCUACAUCAUAGAGGAAAACAAACCAAAUGAGAAAGUCAAAAAAGCCCACACGGCCUCCCUAGUGGUUUCUCCUGGAGACACAGCUGAGUUCGAUGUCUUUUUCCACUCCAAUAAGAUUGGGAGAAUGACAGGCACCAUCCACUUAUCAGUGAUCAACAACCAGUAUGAGGAGACCAUGAUCCACCUGAUCGGCGAAAGCUACAAGGAUGACAUCACCUUGGACAACAUCCAUGGUCUGAUCAGUUCCCCCAGCCAGGAAUGCUCAGAUAUGUCUGAGGUCAUAGAGAUCGCCGAGGAGAGCACCAUGGAGGACUUGGUGACAGCUGCCCUUCUGGAGCACAUCCAGUUUGGGUACUGUCACAUUGGAGUCAGCUACACCGUCAGCUUCACCAUCACCAAUCACAGCCAAGUGAAUGCGAUUCGCUUCGAGUGGCCCCUCUUAGCUACACUGUCUUUCUCCCCACAGAUAGGGCAUCUCCACCCUGGCUGUUCCAAGGAUGUGUUGGUGACUUUGAAAUCAGAAUCACCCAUCACCCUGAAGAAGAUGUGUGUCAAGUGCAAGCUUUCCAAGAUCAUGUUUCAGCUCCCUGUAGACCAGGUCCCUGACUGGGAUGACCGCAUGCGCACAGUCAAGUGGGUAGAUGCUCCCCGAAAUACACCCGGGAUCUUGACGACAAAACGAAAGGUCAUAGAGACGGACCCUGAGCCAGCCCACUCGGUGGUAGAAGAAAAUUACCGAGAGUUGCGGAUCCAGUUCAGUGCCAACGUGGAUUUUGCUUCAUAUCAGUGUGAAACAAGUGACGUGUUCUUUAAGGAAACACUGGUUUACCAGACCCGAGUGUUUGAGUUUGACCUGGUCAACACAGGACAGGUGCUGUUAGAAUUCUGCUGGAUCUCAGAAGAAGCCACCAAGGCAGUAAGCUUUGCCAUGCCAGAGAAUCAAGGUUCUAGUCAAAAGCUAAGUCAGGGCACAGGCAGCUCCCUGGACAGCGCCCUGGACCACUGGACCGAAGCCUCUCCCUCGCCCUUCUCAGUGGAACCCUCCUCAGGCUUUGUGCCUGUAGGAAAGACUCAGAAGCUCAAAGUGAAGUUCUCCCCAAUGGACAUCGGAGAGUUUGAGAGCUCCCUGUACUGCCAAAUUCCCAACCUGCCACUUGGAGAACAAGGCCCUGUUUUGGUAACAAAAGGGCGAAGCGUCCUGCCGUUCUGCCACUUUGACCUGAAGGAAUCAGACUACAUCAGUGGUCAUCGGCGCAACCCAGAGCUCCGAGGACCAGGCGCUGGGCCUCUUGAACCUAACACCCGAGUGAUCGAGUUCACCAGUGUGGGCAUAGGUGGAAAGAAUCUCCGGUCCUUUACAAUUCUGAACCCAACCAACAGCACCUACUCUUUCUGCUGGACCUCUGAAGAGACAGAAAGUCUCCAGCACCCUCCGGCUUUUGUGUGUCUUACAGAAAAGGGUAUUAUCCACCCUGAAAAGAAAGCUGAGAUUAUAUUCCAGUUCCUGCCAGCUCACCUAGACAUCACAGAAGCAUUCUGGACUUUCUCUAUCCCAGAGCACAAUAUCUCAGUCCCCUUCCUGCUGGUGGGCAAGACCACGGACCCCCUCAUCUCUCUUGACAAGUCACACCUCAACUUCAGUUCACUCCUCAUUGGCAGAGAAGCCCGAGAGACAGUAAAGAUCAUCAACAAGGAGGAGCACGGGUUUAAUUUUGCCUUCCAGGACAACUCCCGCUAUUCCGAAGGAUUCAAUAACAGCCUCAUUGUAUGUCCUAUGGAAGGUUGGAUCCCACCACUAUCCAGGUUCCCAGUUGAUAUUUUCUUCACACCAAAGCAAGAAGGAGAUGUGAACUUCAAUUUGAUCUGCAAUAUAAAAAAGAAAGCUCACCCUCUGACACUCAACGUCAAGGCUGAAGGCUACACUAUGAACGCUGAGGUCAAGUGCAGGGACAGGAUGGGCACCACCAUCCUCCUGUCAUCCACCCAGGUCAACACCAUCAACUUCUACGAGGUGGAGUUGAAUGAAUGUGUUCAGUGUGAAUUUAACUUCAUCAACACCGGCAAGUUCAACUUCAGCUACCAGGCAGAGCUCUCUGGGCCCAAAUGCCUGUUGCAGUACUUGGAUUUCACACCCACCGACAGUAGCGUAGACGUGGGUCAGUCUGAACCGGCCAACCUGUCUUUCCAACCAUAUCAGAAGUGUGUCUUGAAGGGUCUGGAACUCAAAAUCAAGAUCAGCCACGGCCCAACAUUCGUAUGCAACAUCUUAGGCUGUGCUGUGAGCCCAGCAGUCCAUUUCUCCUUCACCAGCCACAACUUUGGGACUUGCUUCAUCUACCAAGCUGGGAUGCCCCCAUACAAACAAGUCCUCCUUGUCACCAACAGAGAAGAAACAUCUAUGAGCCUAGAUUGUUUAUACACCAACACCCCACACAUCGAGGUGAACUUCAAUGUGGAUGUGAUAAAGCCAGGGAAGACACUGGAGAUCCCAAUCACCUUUUACCCUCGGGAAGCUAUCAACUACCGAGAACUCAUCCCCUUUGAAAUCAAUGGGCUCUCUCAACAGACAGUGGAGAUCAAAGGGAAAGGCACAGAAAUGAAGCUUUUAGUUCUAGAUCCAGCCAACAGGAUCGUGAAGUUAGGAGCUGUCCUGCCAGGACAGGUUGUCAAGAAAACUGUUUCCCUUGUCAACAACAGCCUGGCCCAGCUCACCUUUAAUCACUCGGUCCUGUUCUCCAUUCCAGAGCUCCAGGAAGCCAAGGUCAUCACCUUGGAGCCCUUCCACACCAUCACCAUGAAGCCUAAAGAAGUCUGUAAACUAGAGAUAACCUUUGCCCCCAAGAAGCGAGUCCCUCCUUUCUCUGAGGAAGUCUUCAUGGAAUGGAUGGGGCUACUGCGUCCCCUCUUCCUCCUCAGCGGCUGUUGUCAGGCCCUGGAGAUCUCCCUGGACCAAGAGCAUCUUCCCUUUGGUCCCGUGGUGUAUCAGACUCAAGCCACACGGCGCAUUCUCAUAAUGAACACAGGCGACGUGGGUGCAAGGUUUAAAUGGGAUGUGAAGAAAUUCAAGCCCCACUUCUCCAUUAGCCCUGAAGAAGGCUACAUCACCUCAGGCACGGAGGUUGCUCUAGAAGUAACCUACCACCCUACUGAGGUAGGGAAGGAGAGUCUCUAUAAAAACAUCCUCUGCUUCAUCCAAGGAGGAACUCCUCUGAGCCUCACCCUGUCUGGAAUCUGUGUGGGACCACCUGCUGUAAAAGAGGUUGUGAAUUUCAACUGCCAAGUGCGUUCCAGGCACACACAGACCAUCCUGCUCUCAAACCGCUCCAACCAGACCUGGAACCUGCACCCCAUCUUUGAGGGUGAGCACUGGGAGGGGCCUGAGUUCAUCACCUUGGAGGCCCAUCAGCAAAACAAGCCCUACGAGAUCACCUACAAACCCCGAACCAUGAAUCUGGAGAACCGAAAGCACCAGGGCACUCUCUUUUUCCCACUCCCGGAUGGGACUGGCUGGCUAUAUGCCCUGCAUGGGACUGCCGAACUCCCCAAAGCUGUUGCCAAUAUCUACCGUGAAGUUCCAUGCAAGACUCCUUAUACGGAGCUCCUGCCAAUCAGCAACUGGCUGAACAAGCCCCAGAGAUUCCGGGUCAUUGUGGAAAUAUUGAAACCAGAGAAGGCAGACCAAAGUGUCACUCUGAAGGGCCUUGAUUACAUUGAUGUUCUGUCUGGCUCCAAGAAAGACUACAAGCUGAACUUCUUUUCCUACAAAGAGGGACUGUACACUGCAAAGGUGAUCUUCCGGAAUGAGGUGACCAACGAGUUCUUGUAUUACACUGUGAGUUUCAGGGUCACCCCUUCUGGCAUCAUAAAAACCAUCCAGAUGACAAGCCCAGUCCGCCAGAGUGUAUCAGCCUCCAUCAAGUUGGAGAACCCCCUGCCCUACUCGGUGACCUUCUCAACAGAAUGCAAGUUGAGUGACAUCAGCCUGCCUUCCCAGUUUGCCGUGCCUCCAAACUCUGAGGGAACAUUCUCAUUUGAAUUCCAGCCCCUGAAAGCUGGAGAGAUCUGUGGGAGACUGACCUUGCACAACAGUGAUUUGGGUUACUACCAGUACGAGCUUGCUCUGAAGGCCUUGCCUGCACCUCCCGAGAAACCCGUCCACUUCCAGACCGUUCUUGGCAGCAGCCAGAGCAUCCUAGCAAAGUUCACCAAUUAUACCCGGCUGAAGACAGAGUACUACUGCAAGACUGACUGUCCCGACUUCCACACAGAAAAAAUUAUUAACGCAGCCCCAGGAGCCCAGGGUGGCACUGAAGUCAGCGUGGAAGUCGUCUUUGAGCCCAACCAUCUGGGUGAGACCAAAGGCAUCCUGUGCCUGUCAUCACUCAUAGGUGGGGAAUAUAUCAUCCCACUCUUUGGAAUUGCUCUGCCCCCCAAACCUCAAGGACCCUUCCUAAUCAGAGCAGGAUACAACAUCAUCAUCCCCUUCAAGAACAUCUUCCUGCAUCCAACGAGCUUCUCCUUCAUUGUGGAGAACCCAGCCUUCACCAUCCGGGCUGCAGAAACCGUACGGUCUAAGAAGAUCAACAACAUCACAGUCUUCUUUGAGGGGAACCCGUCGGGCAGUAAAACCCCUAUCACCACUAAGCUGAUUGUCACCUGCCCUCAGUGUGAAGGCACAGAAUCCGGACUCAAAUGGGUUUAUUAUCUGAAGGGGAUCACCCCUUAA
Messenger RNA from Grammomys surdaster, 15213 nucleotides. It is a transcript of the gene Hydin, whose product is annotated as HYDIN axonemal central pair apparatus protein. Gene Ontology annotation, cellular component: axoneme. Bases 1 to 15213 code for a protein of 5070 amino acids. Gene Ontology annotation, biological process: cilium movement; axonemal central apparatus assembly. The transcript has 84 exons. Lineage: Eukaryota; Metazoa; Chordata; Mammalia; Rodentia; Muridae. The record is from RefSeq and is a predicted model, not a curated record.